This is a messenger RNA of Prorocentrum cordatum, 862 nucleotides long. The record is from the annotation of a GenBank genome assembly. NCBI's taxonomy places the organism in Eukaryota, Dinophyceae, Prorocentrales, Prorocentraceae.
GCACGCCACCGCGGUAGAGCAGUUGAUGCAGGCCGGCGGGGCCGAAAGCAUUCCUGUCGAGCGCUGCCGGAAUAUCGGCAUCGUAGCCCAUGUCGACGCGGGGAAGACGACGCUGACCGAGCGCAUCCUGUUCUGCACGGGUCGGGAAAGCUUUUGCGGAAACGUGCGCGAGGGCUCGACGGUCAUGGACUGGAUGGAACAGGAGCGAGACCGGGGCAUCACCAUCACCAGUGCCGCCACCACCUUUCUAUGGAACGCGCACCGGAUAAACUUGGUCGACACGCCUGGCCACGUCGAUUUCACCAUGGAGGUGGAGCGAUCCUUACGGGUCCUGGACGGCGCCGUGGUGGUGCUCGACGGAGUGGCUGGGGUGGAGCCGCAGACAGAGACGGUGUGGCGACAGGCCGACAAGCACCGGGUGCCGCGGCUCUGCUUCGUGAACAAGAUGGACCGGGAGCACGCCGACUUCGACCGGUCGGUGCGGGCGCUCGAGGACCGGCUGGGCGCCAGGGCGCUGCCGGUGCAGCUGCCGAUCGUGGGCCCCGCGGGGUUCGGGGGCGUCGUGGACCUCGUGGGCAUGAGGGCCGUGAGGUGGGUCGGGCACGGCACCUCGUCCGCGGCCUCCGUAUCGGACAGGGUGCCGGACGAGCUGCGGGGGCGCGCCGCGGAGCUGCGCGCGGCGCUGGUGGAGGCAACGGCCGACAGGGACGCCGGCGCGCUGGAGGCGUUCGUGGAGGGCCGCGAGGUGGGGCCCGAGCUGCUGCGGUCUUGCCUGCGAGACGGCGCCCUGUCCGGUGCGUUCGUUCCCGUGCUGUGCGGCUCGGCACAGCGGCACGAAGGGGUGCAGCUGCUCCUGGAUGCG